UAUUGGAAUAGCAAAAUGAAGAAACCGUUAUUCUGUUUUCCAUCGUUUGCGAUUCUCCCCAUUCUCCUUUGGCGCAUUGCAUUUCUCGAAUCCAAAGAGAAAAGAAUAACCUAAAACCAGAGUAGAUCUCUUCAACCAAAUCGGAAGAAGAAGCAACAGAGGAGUGAUCAUCGAGAAUAUAAAGAUGGCGACAAUGGAGAGUUUGAUCGGUUUAGUCAACAGAAUCCAGCAAGCUUGCACCGUUCUCGGUGAUUAUGGUGGCGAAGGAAUGUCUCUUUGGGAAGCUCUUCCCUCUGUUGCUGUAGUAGGAGGCCAGAGUUCUGGUAAGUCAUCGGUCCUAGAAAGUGUAGUUGGAAGAGACUUUUUGCCUCGUGGAUCGGGUAUUGUCACUAGGAGGCCAUUGGUUUUGCAAUUACAUAAGAUAGAGAGUGGAGCUGAAUAUGCUGAGUUCCUACAUGCAAGAAACAAAAAAUUCACUGAUUUUGCUUCUGUUCGUAAGGAGAUUGCGGAUGAAACAGACCGGAUUACUGGAAAGUCGAAACAGAUCUCCAAUAUUCCAAUUCAACUCAGCAUAUAUUCUCCAAAUGUUGUUAACUUGACGUUAAUUGAUCUUCCCGGGUUAACUAAGGUUGCUGUUGACGGACAACCUGAUAGUAUCGUUCAAGAUAUCGAGAAUAUGGUUAGGUCCUAUGUUGAAAAGCCAAAUUGUAUUAUUCUGGCGAUUUCUCCUGCUAAUCAAGAUAUUGCCACUUCUGAUGCUAUAAAGCUUGCUAAAGAAGUUGAUCCUACGGGUGAAAGAACAUUUGGAGUGCUCACUAAGCUUGAUCUUAUGGACAAGGGAACAAACGCUGUGGAUGUACUUGAAGGAAGGCAAUACAGGCUUCUACAUCCAUGGGUAGGAAUUGUGAACCGUUCGCAAGCUGAUAUAAACAAGAAUGUUGACAUGUUAGCUGCGCGAAGAAAGGAGGUCGAGUAUUUUGAAUCUAGCCAUGAGUAUGGACACCUGGCUCACAAAAUGGGUGCUGAAUAUCUGGCAAAGCUUUUAUCUGAGCAUCUCGAAGCAGUAAUUAGGCAGCGUAUACCCAGCAUCAUUGCCUUGAUAAAUAAGACAAUUGAUGAGCUCAAUGCAGAAUUGGAUCGCAUCGGAAGACCAGUUGGUGUUGAUGGUGGGGCUCAACUAUACACGAUUUUAGAAAUGUGCAGAGCAUUUGACCGGGUAUUCAAGGAACACUUGGAUGGAGGACGACCAGGUGGAGAUCGAAUAUAUGGUGUUUUCGAUCAUCAACUACCUGCAGCAAUGAAAAAGCUUCCAUUGGAUCGUCAUCUUUCUCUAAGCAAUGUCAAGAAAGUGAUCUCAGAAGCAGAUGGUUAUCAACCUCAUUUGAUUGCUCCAGAACAAGGAUACAGGAGACUAAUAGAUGGUUCUCUGGGUUAUUUCAAGGGUCCAGCUGAAGCUUCUGUUGAUGCUGUACACUUGAUCUUGAAAGAGCUUGUGAGGAAGGCAGUAGUAGCAACUCAGGAACUUAAACGGUUUCCAUCUCUUCAAGCUGACAUAGCAAAUUCUGCAAAUGAUUCAUUGGAAAAAUUCCGCGAUGAAAGCAGGAGAACAGUAUUGAGAUUGGUGGAGAUGGAGUCCACUUAUCUGACUGUUGAAUUUUUCAGAAAACUUCAGAUGGAACCAGAGAAGAACUCAAAUCCACCCCCAAAUGCUUCAACUCAAAAUACAGAUCGAUACGGAGACCAGCACCUACGGAGGAUUGGAUCAAAUGUUACUGCUUAUGUCAGCAUGGUAUGUGAUUCAUUGAAGACCUCAAUCCCCAAAGCUGUUGUUACAUGUCAAGUCCUGCAGGCUAAGAGAGCAUUGCUCAAUCAGUUCUAUGCUAAUGUUGGCAGGAAGGAGAAGGAACAACUUGGUAAAAUGUUGGAUGAAGAUCCAACACUGAUGGAAAGAAGACAGCAAAUAUGGAAGAGGCUUGAACUAUACAAAUCAGCAAGAGACGCGAUUGAUUCAGUUGGAUGGAAAUAAACAGAGAAAUAUUCAUCAAUUCAACAUGCUUGCAGUACACAAUCGAUGAGUUCUUGAGAACUGAUUCCACAUUCUUUCUUCUACAAAUAAAGCUCAAGCUCGCAUCUUCGAACUGCUUCUUGAAAAUCGAUGUUUGCCAAUGUUAGGUCAGCUGUAUUUUCUCCUCUCUUUUUGUUUUUUCCAGUUUUGGUUUUUAGCAAAGUCCCUAUGUUACAUUGAUCAUCAUCAUCAAUCAAUUGAUUAUUUCUUAAUAAGAAGAGUGUCAUUAAAUGUUCAAUCUUA
Messenger RNA from Impatiens glandulifera, 2308 nucleotides. RefSeq names its product phragmoplastin DRP1C-like. Gene Ontology annotation, molecular function: GTP binding; GTPase activity; microtubule binding. Lineage: Eukaryota; Viridiplantae; Streptophyta; Magnoliopsida; Ericales; Balsaminaceae. The record is from RefSeq and is a predicted model, not a curated record. The coding region runs from base 185 to 2026 and encodes 613 amino acids. The transcript has 16 exons. Gene Ontology annotation, cellular component: membrane; cytoplasm; microtubule.